CGGCUCUAUUCGCCUUCAGAAUGCUUUUUUUUUUUUCAACAUUCUGAACGUCGAAAGAAUUCACGUUCUUCUGAAAUAUGAACACAGAAACACUGGACAUUUUGAAUUCUUAUUAUGGUGGCGGUUUGACAAAAUUACAAUCAUGGUCCUGAAUUCGACUCACAUUUUUCGGGUCCCUGACCACUCUACCCCCCUCCCAGUCUCGGUCUUGACUCUGUCUCGCCCUCCUCCGGUCUUGAAUCGGUCUCGCUUUAGGUAGUCUCGAACUCAACACUGAGUCUUUUAAUGACAACUAGUACAAAACAUAUCCAUAAUUGUGCACAUUUUCCAUCAUUUUCGAUCUAAUUAUUCAAUUUCAAAGUAAACAGGAUGGGACUCUUAUCCUAAAGCAUUCCAAAAAUCUGUAACCCGGAUGUACUUAGACUUCUUGCCUGCCUCACAGCGGUCAACAAAGCUAUUCUUUCAACCACCUCAGUAGCUUGCUAGCCAACGUUAAACCGAAACAUUGACGGUCAUUUUUGGGAACAUUAGCUAAUCUUAGUGUUUUAAACACACGUCUGUUUACGUAUCUACUGGAUAAGUUUAACCCAAUUUGCUUAAUAUAUUUGCAAACCUGUUAAGAUUGAUACUGAGCCUAGCACUCGGAUAGUAGCUAAUGCUAGCUAGCUAAUAUCCCUGACCAUGAGCUCAUUAAAUUACUCCCCCCCUGCUAAAGAAGAGGAGGUCUGUUGCACUGAGACCGAAGCUCUGGGGAUGAACAUUGUCGUGAAAGAAGAAGAUGAGGGUGUUACAGUGAAGGGAGAGAAAGACGCUUUCAGAAUUAAAAAGGAGGAAGAAGAGGAUAUUACAGUGAAAGAAGAAGAGAACGUUACAGUGAAAGAAGAGAAAGAACAUUUUGGGCCAGAAGAGGGGAUAGAGGCUGUCACAGUGGAAGAGGAGGAGGUAGAAGCUUUCAGAAUCAAAAAGGAGGAAGAGGAAGAUAUCACAUUGAAAGAAGAGGAGGAGGAUGUUAGAGUGAAAGAAGAGAAAGAACCUUUUGGAAUGAAAGAGGAAGAGGGGAUAGAGGCUGUCACAGUGGAAGAGGAGGAGGUAGAAGCUUUCAGAAUCAAAAAGGAGGAAGAGGAGGCUAUCACAUUGAAAGAAGAUGAGGAGGAUGUUACAGUGAAAGAACCUUUUAGAGUGAAAGAGGAAGAGGAGGCUAUCUCAAUAAAAGAGGAGGAGGAAGACAUUUUGGGAGUGAAAGAGGAUGGUGAGGAAGAAGGAGAGGAGGAGGAGGAGACAGAAGAUCUGAUUAACACCAGAGAGAGACCAGACUCGCAUUCUGAAAGCGGGACGAGUCCUUCAGAAGAACCAGACCCAGAGACAUCCAAACCAGCAAGAGCACACCACUGCUCCCAGUGUGGAAAGAGAUUUAUCCGGUUAGGGCACCUGAAAGAACAUAUGAAAACACAUACAGGGGAGAAGCCUUAUCACUGCUCCCAGUGUGGAAAGGGUUUUGGACAGUCAGGGCAUCUAAAAGUGCAUGAAAGAAGACACACUGGAGAGAAGCCAUAUCAAUGCUCCCAGUGUGAAAAGAAAUGUUUCUCACCAGGUGACCUGAAGUCACAUGAGAGAACACACACACAGUCUUUAGAGAGGCAUUUCCAAUGCUCUCAGUGUGGAAAGAGAUUUAUCCAGUCAUCGCAUCUGAAAGAGCAUGAAAGAAUACACACAGGAGAGAAGCCUUUCCAAUGCUCUCAGUGUGGAAAGGGUUUUAGAUACUCAGGGCAUUUAAAAGUGCAUGAAAGAACACACACUGGAGAGAAGCCGUAUCAAUGCUCCCAGUGUCAAAAGGGUUUUUUCUCACCAGGGGACCUGAAAAAACAUGAGAGAACACAUUUAGUAGAGAGGCCUUUCCAAUGCUCUCAGUGUGGAAAGAGAUUUAUGCAGUCAACACAUCUGAAAAAACACAAGAGAAUACACACAGGCGAACAACCAUUCCAAUGCUCUCAUUGUGGAAAAAGUUUUACCCGUUUAGGAAACUUGAAAACGCAUGAGAUGACACACACAGGAGAGAAGCCUUUCCACUGCUCCUUCUGUGGAAAACGUUUUACCCAUUUAGGGAACCUGAAAAUGCAUGAGAUGACACACACAGGAAAUAAGCCUUUUCACUGUUCCCAGUGUGGAAAGGGUUUUGGACACUCAGGGCAUCUAAAAGUGCAUGAAAGAACACACACUGGAGAGAAGCCAUAUCAAUGCUCCCAAUGUGAAAGUAAAUUUUUCUCUUCAGGGGACCUGAAAUCACAUGAGAGAACACACACUGUAGAGAGGCCUUUCCAGUGCUCUCAGUGUGGAAAGAGUUUUACCCGGUUAGGGAAUCUGAAUAUGCAUUUGAGAACACACACAGGGGAGAAGCCAUAUCACUGCUCAGACUGUGGAAAGAGAUUUAUCCAGCUAGGGGACCUGAAAUCACAUGAGCGGACACACACAGGAGAUAAGCCUUUCCAAUGCUCUCAGUGUGGAAAAAGUUUUGCCUGGUUAGGGAACUUGAAAAUGCAUGAGAGAAUACACACAGGAGAGAAGCCUUUCCACUGCUCCUUGUGCGGAAAGAGUUUUACCUUUUUAGGGACACUGAAAAAGCAUGAGAUGACACACACAGGAGAGAAGCCUUUCCAAUGCUCCCAAUGUGGAAAGAGUUUUACCCAGUUAGUGAACCUGAAAAGGCAUGACGCAACACACACAGGAUAGAAUCCUUUCCAAUGUUCUCAGUGUGGAAAAACAUUUUCUCGGUCAGAGGACAUGAAAUCACAUAAGAGAAUAGAGGCUGUGUUCUGACUUAUAAUUUUGACAAACUUUUUGUGCUUUGGUUUAUGCCACAUUAAAUAAAAUUGUAUGUAAGAAAAAGGAUAGCCUUACUUUUUUUCUUAGUUAAUUUCUUUCUCAAAACAUGUUCACAUCUAAAAUUAGAAUAUAUUUUGCAUGUAUUUGAUUUUGAUUAUGAAUUUUGAUUGAUUGUACCCUUAGUGUUCAUUAUAUGUUUUGGAUAUUGUUAUUUAAAAAUGUAAUUAAUCAUUAAUGUGCUUUUCUUGAUUCUGACCUUUAACCUCUUGAAUUUAGUCAUUGUGUUUUCAUCGAGUUCAUUUGUGUAGUAGUUAUCAAGCUAAAGGUGAUAAUUAGAUGACAUUGUUCUGAUAAUUGUUGACAUGAAAAAACAUUUACUACCUCAGUGUCCAUCAGUACUGUUCCAUCAGAUAAAACACAGGUGCUGAUUUGUAAAAAUGAUUUGACUAUUUCAACAUUUAUCUGAAUAAAAGUAAAAGGGAUAUUUUUUUAA
Salmo salar (Atlantic salmon) is the source of this 3313-nucleotide messenger RNA. RefSeq lists its product as uncharacterized. Gene Ontology annotation, molecular function: RNA polymerase II cis-regulatory region sequence-specific DNA binding; DNA-binding transcription factor activity, RNA polymerase II-specific. Lineage: Eukaryota; Metazoa; Chordata; Actinopteri; Salmoniformes; Salmonidae. The record is from RefSeq and is a predicted model, not a curated record. Gene Ontology annotation, biological process: regulation of transcription by RNA polymerase II.